Molecule: messenger RNA, 2957 nt
Organism: Nymphaea colorata (pocket water lily)
Lineage: Eukaryota; Viridiplantae; Streptophyta; Magnoliopsida; Nymphaeales; Nymphaeaceae
Product: BEL1-like homeodomain protein 9
Exons: 7
Coding region: 528-2822 (764 amino acids)
Biological process (GO): regulation of transcription by RNA polymerase II
Molecular function (GO): RNA polymerase II cis-regulatory region sequence-specific DNA binding; DNA-binding transcription factor activity, RNA polymerase II-specific
Source: RefSeq, a predicted model, not a curated record
AAGAUGAUGAGGACGCAGUUUUGGUAAUUCCCUUAAAACAGCCAGGGCGAUUUGGUCAUUCAUGUAGCGCGAAUCCAGACCCCUCAGAGUGGCGGAGGAACACCAAACCCUUUGUAACGGGGACUAGAAUUUUCUGGCCGCUGCUUGCUAGAAGGAUCUUUGCUUGUCUUCCCUUCAGGGAACUUCCUUAAUCCUUUGGUCUCUUGGUCCCGUUUCUGAGAAGGUUGGCAUGUCUUGGAGCUGUUACCAAUGAAGUCCUACUAGAAGAUCCGACUUAUAUUUGGAAGUAAUCGAUGCUGCAUGUUGCAAGAUUGGAAUUCCUUAAGGUUGGAAGGAAGCUUGUUGCUGCUGCUGAUCCAUGUCAUGAAUGAUCAAAGUAUCUGCAAGCCCAAAAGACAUAGGGGUUUGCUCCUCAUGAAUAGACACGAUUCGUUUAUGAUCACGCGUUACUCACAAAAUUUGCAAUAAAAACUUGAAAUUUAGGUGACUUACCUAGUUCGAGCUUUUCAAACAUUCAUUAAUCAAGCAUGUUUCAGCCUGAGAACAACUGUUUCCCUAUCAGUACUGAGGUGCUUGUGUCUCAAAAAGAUGGUGGGCAUUCAAACACUGGUGCAUCUGAACUUGAGAGCUGUCCCCAGCCCAUUUCUUAUUCAUUUCCUGUUGCUAAAUCAUCCUAUGAUGCUCAUGACACAGCCAGCUGGAAGGAUGCUGGUUCACAUAAUGCAGCUGUGUGGAAUGUGAACUAUGUUGAAAGCCCAGCUUGCAGUCUGAAUUCUAUGUUCAUUAAUAAUGGUGCGUUGUCGUUGCCAAGUACUCUUAUCGGUGGAGUAGUCUCUCAACCUGCUAAGCAGCUUUAUUUGAGGAAUGCAACCUAUUCUUCUGUCUACCCAGAUCUGGAGUCUUCUCCUGGUAGUGAUAUUCAUAGUUCAGAAAGCCAUAAGCAUUAUCAGGAGAUGUCUCUUGAUUAUUCUGCUUUUCCACCAUCCGUUAUGGGGGCUCAUCAAUUAAGCAGUACACACAUUUCUGAAGUUAUGAGGGAAGGUGAACAAGUUUCUUUGUUGGGUAGUGGAGGUGAUCAUGUUAUUGGUCCAGGCUACGGGAAUACUUUAACAUCUCCUAGAGUAAAUAGUGUUACUGGAUGGAAUGAUGCUUUCAUGGCAAGCAAGGGUGAAGGUGGCUACGGCAGUGAUCAGCUUUCUGCUAAUAUUCAAUGUGAUGCAAGUGGUCGAUGUUUAGCUCUGUCUCUUUCUUCAAUUCCUCCUCCCGAAUUACGAGCUCCUCAGUUUGGUUCCAGAUUUGGAUGUCAAGAGAUCCAACCCAUGGAUGUUGAUGGCGAUCACUCUUCUGAAGAACUGAAGUCGAAUCUAAAUGCACUUUGUAAUAGGCAAUUUGGGAGUAACCUUGGGUCAUUGCCAAAGCCUUUUGUGUUUAGUGGCAAAGAGAAUGUAAAUGCUAUUGAAUGCAACUUGAGCUCAUCAUCAGUAGUCCAAAAUGGUGGCGGUCCAUUUGGACCUUUUACUGGUUAUUCUUCCAUCUUGAAGAGUUCAAAAUUUUUGAAGCCAGCACAGCAGUUGUUGGAAGAGUUCGUCGGUCUGACUCGUCAGUUUCAUUCAAUUGAAUCAAACGAUAAGAACUUCACAAUCGAAGCAAAUUCUGGAUCCGAUGGGAAGGGAGGUUUGUGUUUGUCUUCUUCAAUUGGAAAUUCUUCUUCUGUAUCUACUAGUAAUGAUAUAUCAAACCCAGUUUCUCAGAGCUAUCACAUUGGUUAUCAGCACAGAAAAAUGAAGCUGGUGGCUAUGCUCGACGAGGUCAUGGUGAGGUAUGAUUACUAUAAUCAACAGAUAAAAAUGGUGGUAUCAUCGUUCGAGUCUGUUGCAGGUCUUAGUACAGCAAGUCCUUAUACUUCUUUUGCCGUAAGGAUGAUUUCAAGGCACUUCAGGUGUCUUAAGAAAAUUAUUAGUAGGGAACUGCAAGAUAUAAGUAGAGCUGUCGGUGAUGAGUUGAAUCCUUACUGUCAAACCAAAGGCGAUAAUGCAAAGCUGAAGUAUAUUGAUCCAUCUCUCCGGCACGCGAAAACUCACGUCGAUGAUCAGCAUCAGCAUAUUUGGCGGCCGCAGAGAGGUCUCCCUGAGCGAUCAGUUGCCAUACUGAGAGCUUGGUUGUUCGAGCAUUUCCUUCACCCGUAUCCAACAGAUACCGAUAAGCAUAUGUUGGCUUCACAAACUGGUCUUUCUAGAAAUCAGGUUUCAAACUGGUUCAUCAAUGCUCGAGUAAGAAUCUGGAAGCCCAUGGUGGAAGAAAUACACAUGCUUGAGACACAGAAGGCUGCGGGAAUGGACCUGAACGCCUGCGGCCAAAUGGGUAGCCAUAAUAACAUUGUGACGAAGAAGCCGACGGCAGGCGCAGCGCUGGAACGCACGCGAGGUUCGGACGGAACCAACUACGGGGGAAAGGACGGCCACCUCUGUAUGACGCACGGCUUGCCGGAAAUCGGCAGCAGAAAUCUGCAGCUGAGCAGUCUGAUGAAUCGGCCGCGGGGUGUUUCCGAGGGGUGCGCCAACGCCAUCGAUUUUUCGGCCUAUCAGCAUGGCAUGGACCUAAGUGGUCUGGGCUCGGUGUCGCUUACGUUGGGGCUGAAGCACGACACUGAGGGCCUCCAAGAUGACUAUGGAAAUACCAUCGACAACACUAUAAACGUUGGUAAUGGAAACAUUGCAAUGAAGCAAGGCAUCCAAGAGUCUGCUGCAUGUGGCGGCGACGGCGGCGGUGGUAGCGUCUACGGGAGGGAUCAGCAGCAGCAGGUAGCGGCAUCACAUUUCUGAGCUGCGCCUCCACGAUCAGUUGGCCGGAUGACGUUGGUCGUUGCCUUUUCUCUUCUCUUCCGUUUGGAGGCAAAGUAAGAAAAUCUUUGACGUAAAAAUGGAGAAGAGUUGGCAUGCGCGAGUCCCUGGUUAAGC